AUGAGAAGAUUCGUGGCUUCUUGAGCUUGUUUUAUGAUGUCUCCAACUUGUUUUCUGGAAGCAAGUAUCCUACAACAAAUUUAUAUUUUCGCCCGGUUGUCAUGUGUUAUAAUUCGUUGAGGCUGAGUAUAAAUAGUCCAGAUGAGUAUAUCAGGAAAAUGGUAGAAAAGAUGCUACCAAAAUUUGAGAAAUAUUGGUCGGAUUUCAGCAUGAUCUUGACUAUUGCUGUAGUGUUUGAUCCACGUUACAAGCUUCAGUUUGUGGAUUUCUUUUAUAAGAAGUUAUAUGGGCCUGAUUCCCUUCAGUUUGAACUAGUGAAAGGGAAGUUGUUUGCCUUAUUUGAUGAAUAUUCCAAUUCUUACGUGGAUAACGGUAAUCAAGCUAGAAGUGGAAGUGCUACCGGUAACAAUGUGAAUUGUGACUUCACAAAUGCAGACUCAUUGGCAAUGGUGGAGGAGUUUAACUCUUUGGAUGUUGAGUUUGGAUUGAGCCAACAACAAUCACAAUAGGAGCUGUACAUGGAGGAAAAAAGAUUAGAUGUCAAAUCCAAUCUUGAUAUUCUUAAUUAUUGGAAAGGAACUCAAUUCAAGUAUCCAC
Messenger RNA from Salvia splendens (bonfire salvia), 597 nucleotides. RefSeq names its product zinc finger BED domain-containing protein RICESLEEPER 4-like. The coding region runs from base 102 to 509 and encodes 135 amino acids. The record is from RefSeq and is a predicted model, not a curated record. Gene Ontology annotation, molecular function: DNA binding. NCBI's taxonomy places the organism in Eukaryota, Viridiplantae, Streptophyta, Magnoliopsida, Lamiales, Lamiaceae. The transcript has 2 exons.